This is a messenger RNA of Aspergillus mulundensis, 897 nucleotides long. RefSeq lists its product as uncharacterized. The record is from RefSeq and is a predicted model, not a curated record. Lineage: Eukaryota; Fungi; Ascomycota; Eurotiomycetes; Eurotiales; Aspergillaceae. Bases 1 to 897 code for a protein of 298 amino acids. The transcript has 2 exons. Gene Ontology annotation, molecular function: oxidoreductase activity.
AUGGCCUCCGCAACCGUCCUCCCCAGCCAAGCCCACGACCCAGCCCCGGUCACCACGCCCUCCCUCCAAACCACAAACAAACCGCACCACGUCAACACAACCCUCAACUUCUUCAAAGACCACGAAGACGGCUCCGCCCCAACACCGAACUACGUCCGCGACACCGAGAGCUACCGCAAGCAGCCCAUCGAGACGGUCCCCGUCACAAUCACCGACGUCAGCGGGCACGAGCUCGACUACACGCUGGACGGGAACGGCUUCCAGUAUUACUACCAUGAGAGCGCGGAGAAGAAAUUCGCGGACGACGAGCAGAUCAAGCGGGUGUAUUAUCCCGAGACGGAGAAGUUGUUGAAGGAUGCAACCGGCGCAUCCAAAGUCUUCAUCUUCGACCACACCAUCCGCCGACAAGCAAACGACAGCCGCACGGGCGUGCAACUCCGCGGCCCCGUGCAGCGCGUCCACAUCGACCAGUCCUACACCGCGUCGAAGAACCGAGUGACACACCACCUGCCCGCCGACGCCGAACACCUCCUAGAAGGGCGGUACCAAAUAAUCAACGUCUGGCGGCCAAUUAAAACAAUCCUGAAGGACCCUCUCGCUGUGGCGGAUGGGAACACCGUGCCGGACUCGGACCUCGUCCCUAUCAAGCUGAUCUACCCGGACCGCGAGGGCGAGACGUAUGGGGUGCGUGCGAAUCCGGAUGUCAGGUGGUAUUAUCGGUAUGGGCAGACGCCGGAUCUGGUGACGCUGAUUAAGUGCUUUGAUUCGAAGGUUGAUGGGCGUGUGAGGAGGGUGCCGCAUAGUGCGUUUGUUAAUCCGGAGACGGUGGAUGAGGCGGCGAGGGAGAGUAUUGAGGUGCGGGCGUUGGUGUUUCAUGAGGAUGAUACUGCCGAGUAG